Messenger RNA from Kuraishia capsulata CBS 1993, 765 nucleotides. RefSeq lists its product as uncharacterized. The record is from RefSeq and is a predicted model, not a curated record. The coding region runs from base 1 to 765 and encodes 254 amino acids. The transcript has a single exon. Gene Ontology annotation, molecular function: oxidoreductase activity. NCBI's taxonomy places the organism in Eukaryota, Fungi, Ascomycota, Pichiomycetes, Pichiales, Pichiaceae.
AUGAGCAAGAGUCUUGAAAACCGUAACGCCAUUGUCACCGGUGCUUCCCGUGGUAUUGGAUCUGCUAUUGCCUACGCCCUGGCUGCGAACGGCGCCAACGUCGUCAUCACUUAUUCUGCCUCCGCCGGUAAGGCUGAGGACCUCGCUAAGAAGAUCAUUGCUGACUUCGGAGUGAAAGCGUACGCUAUCAAGUCUGAUGCCAGCCAAUACGACUCUGCCGAGAAGUUGGUUGCCGAAGUGUCGAAGCUCUUCAAGACCGUCGACAUUCUCGUCAACAACGCCGGUGUGGAUGACGAUUGUCUGAUUCAGGAUUUGGAUGCUGAAAGAUUCCACAAGCUUUUGCAGGUCAACACUGUGUACCCUGUGCUUUUGGUUAAGCACUGCAUUCCAUACUUUGGCACCAAGCCAAGAGUUAUUAACACCUCCAGUGUGUUGGCCAGACAAGUGUCUGAGUACGGCUGCACAUACUCUGCUUCGAAGGCUGCUCUGGAAUCCGUGACUAAGACCAUUGCUGUUGAAUUGGGUCAGAAGCAUUCUUUGACCUGUAACGCUCUCUCUGUCGGUACCACAGCUACCGACAUGUGGUACAAAUCCGAGCCUGCUGUUCUCGAGGCUUACGAAGCAACAAUCAAGGCCACUCCUGCUGCCUCGAGAAUCGGUGAACCAGAAGACAUUGCUGAUAUCGCCGUUUUCUUGGCUGGUGAAAGCUCUAGAUGGGUGACUGGUUCCACCAUCUGUGCCAACGGUGGUAUGCAGUUCAUCUAG